AAACUCCGAAUCCGGGCAUUUCCGCGGCAUUGGCGCCAGCAGACGCCACACGCCAGUCUGAGACAGAGAGUGACGGUGGAAGGUGGUAUUUAGCUGGUGCCUAUAUAACAUGGAUUUACGCUGAUCAGAACAGUGACACGGGCCACGGCUGCCUGUGUGUGUGCUGGUGGAAGCUUGGUGCCUGGCUUGGAGGGCCAGGAGCUGCUACUAAUGACGGCCAACAACACUGUAAUAUUGGGUUUGAUGAUGGGUGUUGGAGAGAGGAAUACCACCACCACCGCCAUCACCACCAUUACCACCACCACCUUCACCACUACUGCCUGUCCAUCCCUCCCUCAGCCUUAGUGGGAAUGCCUCCAUGGACCUCUCACCAGACAUCAGCCCGAGCAGUGAGCACGUCACCCGGAGUGGGAGUCAUGCCCGCAGCAGGUCUGUAUCGGACCUGUCCCGGGUGUCGCCGAUGCCCGAGACAGUGAAUGAGGCAAUUGUCAAUGGCACCUAUGACAAAAACCUCAACAAGGAGACGGCCAUCAACAGGAACAAUGCCAGUGGUCCGGUUUGCUGGGGUGAGCAGCCCCGCAAGUCUUACAGUCUGCCGCACCGCUACAAGGCACAGAUCACUGGGGCGUGCCGGGCGCUGCCGCAGGACUACUCAGCGUUCACCACGGCUGUCGUUAAGCCCUCGGAAUUCAAGCAGCAGUUCAUGUCGAUGAGGCAGUGGUUCAACCGGUUCAGCGAUGAGCAAAAGAAUAUGGUGCUGGCAGAGCUGCUGGAGCACAUUGGCCCCAUCCAGCUGCACCUGCUGUCUGUUGCCAUUGGUGGCCGGCUGCACCAUGGCUGCCGCCCUAACUGUGAGGACACCAUUGGUUGGUUUCCCCCUGUCCUGGGUCUCACCAUAUUUUCCUACCUCGACCCUGUCUCCCUGGCCCGGGCCUCUCAGGUGUGCAGGAAGUGGCACAGUCUGGCAUCCCAUGACUGCUUAUGGCGGCAUCUUUCCCAGCAGAGGAAAUGGCAGCUUUCCCCCUCGUCCAACCAGAAGCAACUGUCCCAGUGCACACACCAGGAUGGUUCUGUGGACUGGAAGCAGGUGUUUGUAGAGCGUUACCGUCUGCACCGGAACUGGCUGGGUGCCCACUGCCAUGUGAGGACCUUUGAGGGACACACUGAAGGCGUCUCCUGUGUGCAGUUUGACGACCACCGCAUUGUGUCCGGCUCCCAUGACAACACUAUAAAGGUGUGGAACAUGAGGACGAACUCAAAGUGGUCGGUGCAGACACUUGUAGGCCACUCAAAUAUGGUGCGCUGCCUUCACCUCUCUGGGAACAGGCUGGUCAGUGGCUCAGCGGAUGCCACUAUUAAGGUGUGGGACGUGGAGGAGACAAGCCAGUGGUCGUCAAUCAACUGUAAGGUCACUAUGAUUGGGCAUUCAUCCACUGUACGGUGUCUGCAGGUGGUAGGGGAGCGAGUGGUGAGUGGCAGCUAUGACCACCUAGUGAAGGUCUGGGCACUGUCCUCGGGGGAGUGUCUGCGUACAUUGGCUGGCCACCAGGAGCCUGUGUUGACCGUGGCCUUCGAUGAUGACAAGAUUAUCUCUGGGGCGGCUGAUAAGACCAUUAAGGUGUGGCAAUUAGAGUCAGGUCGGUGCCAGAAGACGCUGGUUGGACAUGAGGAUGGGGUGACCACUCUUACCUUUGACCAGACCACCAUCAUCUCUGGCUCCCUUGACUGCACCAUACGACUGUGGAGCCUUGCCACGGGCCAGUGUGUGGGUGUGCUGGAUUGGAUGUCCAGUGAGGGCCACACAGGUGUGAUUCGGUGCCUGGCUGCAGACUCCCGACGCAUUGUGAGUGCUUCCGAUGACAAGACCAUAAAGGUGUGGGACAGAGACACCUGCCGCCGCUUGGUGACUCUGAGGAACCACACUGAUGGAGUCACCUGCCUUGCCUUCAACGACCAUGUCAUAGUGAGUGGCUCCUAUGACAAGACUGUUAAGCUGUGGGACUUCAGUGUCUGCUAGUCUCCCACCUCCUCUCGCCUCCCUUCUGUUACCUCCUAUGGGUGUUCUCCCUCCCUAGCCUGCCUGAGGGAAGGUUAUCAUGGCCUGCAGUGAUGUAGGUACACUCAACCUUUCUCUAGGAAGGUCUCCAGAUUUCUGUGUUAUGUUAUAAGGGACAAAUGCAUAUCCAGUUCCCAGAUGCACUUGCUCUCUUUUGUUUCUGCAGUGAAGGGUGUUGUUGUUGCCAAGAGAAGAGAGUGAAAAGGAGAGAGAGAAAAAAAUAAGGUGAUAAUAAUAAUGAAAAAAAUCAACAAAGAAGAGAAAAAGAGAAAGAAAGUGGUGAUAAUAGUGAAAGUGAUGAUAAUAAUGUAGAGAAUGAAUGUACAGAAUGAAAGAGAGAGAGAGUGAAAGAGAGAACUCCGGAGAUUGGGAGUAAGAGGAGUGAGAAUGCUAGUCUCUCAAGCAUCACUGCAUGCUUCCCAGGCUCCAUCACAUGCAAGCAGGGUGUCAUUGUUUACAUUAUUACUUCAAGGUGAAAUAGACCAAAACAGCGAUGAAGAUAAUGACAACUCCCAGAACAAUCCAACUCCAUCCACACCAGUGCAGUCGUUUCAGUUUGUGGAGCCUGGGAGUGACGGAGGCUUGGGGAACAGGUUGACAGUUUCCUUGUUGUUUUGAAGGCAGUGAUGUGAAUGUUGGACUCUCCAUCACUCCCCAUGUACUGUAGUACAACUCAGAGGAGAAAGAUUCCAUGCUGAAGUCCAGGGUUGUGGCUGAGCAGUUUUUCAUUGGAGUCUUGGGCAGCCUCAUGCAUUAGAUUGAUGUCACUCUGCACACUUUCCUCUCCCAAAGAUUAUGGAGGUUCUUUCUUCUUUGAAAGCUCUGUAUAUGUCUUUCAGGACAUACUUCUUUGAGGCAGACUGGCAAGGCUGCACCACUGAAUACCUGCUUUCACUCUUGCCACAGUCAUCCUUGGUAUGUCUAAUUUUUGGAGAGCCACCUCACCAGCACACUUUAAUGACACAAGCCCUUAAGCCUCUUGGCAUGUGGGGAGUCCCUAGGUUGGAAUCCAUCAAGGCCAACUAAAGUUAUAUUGUCAUGGGGCAAGAAGUAUCCUUCAGCAAGGUCUGGAGACAAACCAUCUGGGUAAACAUUGGUCUUUUGGGGAAGUGAAGUAGAGGGUUUUGAGAAGUGACUAGCUGUAUUAAAGGAGUCUGCACCUGACUCUGGCAUUGUCGUGGAGAAAGAGGAGAGACUCAAUGAGUAGUAUUUUUCUUGGAUAUCACAAACUUCACAAGAAUUUUCCACAACUGGAACUUGUGAGUUUACAUUCAGCAACCUUGGGUCGCCAAAAUUGUCCCAUACUAGUCGGUCAUCAGUGGUAGAAGAAACACAAUUCUCUUGGGACACAGUUACCUGCACACUGUCUCUAGCUUUGCCUUCUUGUUUAAAGUUGCGAGUGUGUUUGGUGUUUGUUGUAACCUGAGGAUGUUUCCUUGGGUGCAUCCUGUGGACAGUUUGCUGAAGGAUUGCCUUGAUCAACACCCACACUGCAUCUUUGUGUUCCCUCAGUAGCUCAAAGUAGCGUGAAAGUUUUGAUUUUAUACUUACAGUGUGCUUGAAAAUGUUUGUUAAAAGUAAGGAGGAUAUAGUGAGAAAGUACUUACAGUGUUCAUUGUAUUCUUCAAAUAUCUUUCAUAUGUAGGAUCUCACUGUCUUCCUCUGAGAAUAUUGACAUUUCCACUUAAAGAAAUAGAAAUGAUGAGGAUGUUUUGUACUGAAAGCUUCUGGGUUUCUUGAAUUUUUUGACAAUAAUUACGUUUCUUGGUGUAAGGAUGAUAGAAGAGUAUCAUCUCAAUUAAUGCAAAAGACAAAUUCAGUAUACUAAAUGCUCCCAUUAUAGAGGUGUAGUCAAUUCAUAGUGUUGUAAAUAGCACCACUGGAACUAUUACUGUUUUUAUCUUAACUUAAUGACAGUGGUACAAAGACUUACUUUCACCCACACUGAAAUACUUAUGGGCAUUGGUCAGUGAGACCUCUGACACACAGAAUACUGUGAAUGAAGACAUGGCAGACAUUCAUGAGUCUGUUUGCCUUCCAUUGGGGACUGACUGUGUUAUGGGAACCUGGAUAUGCACCAUAGAUUACUCCAAUUUAUACUGGGAAACAAACCGCAACCUUACAGGCUCGGCAAGACUUACAAACUUUAUACUCUUUAUCACAACAUUCUCACAAGCACAGGAACUGGUUGUACAUAACAUAAACACUGGACAAUAAGGAGUAGAAAUUACUUUUAAUUUUGUGCAGAAUGAUUUGGGGUAAUGACUCACUUUUGUGAUAACGCUGUCAGCACACUGUAGCCUGACUUGUUAAUUCUGGGGACGUUUAUCAGUGUUUCAGCAAGUGUACUUUGCAUGGUUGCUGUCACCUGGGUAUUGUAUGUUAUGUGGGGAGUAUGUCCGUGUGUCUGUUGCACCUUGUUUCUAUCACCUGUCACAGCUCUCGGAAAUGUAUCCCAGGCAGUUGUUUGGUGUUUGAUAUCUGCUUGAUCCUGCUGUGUAUUUGACACCAGCAACUCUGAUGUGGAGGCUGUGUGUGUGUGUGUGUGUGUGUGUGUGUGUGUGUGUGUGUGUGUGUGUGUGUGUGUGUGUGUGUGUGUGUGUGUGUGUGUGUGUGUGUGUGUGUGUGUGUGUGUGUGUGUGUGUGGUUACAGGACAGAGACGGAAAGAGGGAAUUUCUUUGAGUAUUAUAAUUUGCUGCCAUUCAAAAUAGAUGCUAAGACAUACAUAUUUACUUCCUUUUUGUGUCAUCUGAAUAUGUGUUAUUAGCAAAGAUGAACUUGCAGUUAGGUUUGAAAUUGGGCAUUCUUCGUCUUUAUUUUGAUGUGUAUCGCUGGUGUGGAGCGUCAGGAGUGAUGGAGGAAGGGCACCAAGACUAGUGUUUCAUCCCACAACUUGGUGAAGGAGUGUGCAGUUCAAAACAAAGUGAAAAUAUCUUGCAGUGAAUUCAGAAAUAAAAUUCGAGCGAAGGAUGAGAAUUUUUUACUUUUUCUAUGCAUGAAGGCAUUGUGCAGCUAAUGUAAAUACUAGAUGGUGUCGUGUGUCUGGAAAAACAGUGCAAGUGGAAGGUGAAGUGUAGCCACUGCAAGGCAACACAAGCCUGGACAUGAUGAGUGGUGAGUGGUUUAGUGCACAGAAUCAUGGACUAAAUCAAGCUCAGUAUUGCACAACGUUUGCCGUCACCUGUUCGUCUCGUAUUAUGUGUACGGGGGAGUUGCUUUGUGUUCGUGGCAACUAAGGAGGUUUUAGGAAGUAUUACAUAUAUAUAUUUUUUUAGUCUGUUAAAUAAGUGGUGCAGGAUUAUAUUUACAUUACAUUUGGGAAAGUUGUUCAAAUAUACUUGCCUUGUGUGUCACCUUUCAUGUUAAGACGAUGAGUAAAGCACAGUUGUUCUUUGGUCACAGUCUUGCUGCGGUGAACAGUUUGGUCUGUCAUGUUGUUAAGAUGUUCACGCUAAUAUUUCAGUAUUUUGAGGAUGACUAAAGACAAACAGCUGUGCCACUCAGAGACAGUGUUUGGGGAAGUCUCUGUCAAGUGUCCUGUGUAGAUGAUUUGUAUUUAUUCCUCCAUCCCUACUGUCUGAACUUCCUCUAUAUAUUUUUUUUGUAUCCCUUUACCUUACCAUUUUUAUAACCUUUUGCUCCAUUCCAUUUGUACAACCUUUCUAUACCCUAUAACCUCUUAGACAAUUUCUACAACCUUUUUCUCAAUUUCAUAACUUGACUAUUUUUACAACUUUCUCUAUCCCAUAACCUCUGAGACCAUUACUACAACCCCUUUUUCUAUCCCAUAACUUUACUUUAUCUCAGAUGUUUAUGGACUACAGGUUGUUAUGACAUUGUACAUUCAAUUUGCACAAUUGUGGGAAGGCCUGGAGCAUUUCUACAUGUCAUGUGCACAAGAUGAUUAUUUCAAGGGGAAUAGUGGCCAAAUAUAAAUCAGGUCUGGUUUUUCAAGGUACAGUGCAGGUUACAUUGCACCUUGACUAUUAAUGAGGUAUUGCAGUAAAACCAGGACCUGAAAUUGGAGUUAGAGGUUUAGGAAUAGAUUGAAAGGUACCUGUGGUGAGAGUAAUGAAAGUUAGAUACUAAGGUUUUCAUGUCCAGCUAGGGUGAAGGAAUAGUUUAGGAGUAAGUAAUGGUGGUAGAUUUUGCCACAUGGGGAUAGGGAGAAAGUGAAGUGACUAUGUGAAUGUACAAGUAAAAUGAGUGAAUAUGAGAGACCAGCAAUAAUGAUGGAUGGGAGGACACUGAAGCUUCUGUUGUCACUAGUGGGCAUUUCAAGAAGGAUGUGUGGGAAGUGGUCAGUUUUGUGUUGGUUUGUGUGUUGCUAAGUAAAACAGUAAAACCUCAUUUCAACAGAUAUGUGGACCAGGAAUGAAGACUUGAGACGAGCUUAAUAGUGUGACUGAAGUGCUUGAUGAGGUGUCUGUCUGUGUGUGUGUGUUCAUUUUUUAUGAUUUACAUUUGCCUAGAGAAGUGUUACUGCCUUGGUGUACAUCUUGGAAAACAUUCUUGGUGAUGCAUUGUCUCAGAAGUGGUGGUGUAUUCUCAUCUAUGGUGCAGUUGCUCAGACAAGGAGUGUUGCUUUCUUCCAAUGUUGUGCCUUUCUGCUCGAUUGAUCUGUUCAGAGGAGGUUUUACUGUGUGUGUGUGUGUGUGUGUGUGUGUGUGUGUGUGUGUGUGUGUGUGUGUGUGUGUGUGUGUGUGUGUGGAGGUAUAUUAGUGUACGUGUAUGUGUUUCUUGAUCUCUUGCUAGGUUGUGUGUGUGUGCAAAGAGGUGCAUCAUGUAUGAGUUGUAUAGGACACUGAAAGCCCAGCGUCUCACACCAGGAAGUCAAGACGUAUUGUUACAUUUUAUUGCACUCUCAUAUACUUCCCCCGACAAAAAUAUCCAUACUUUUCUUUACCAUUUCUUUAGACACUUUUGUACUAUAGUCUCUUCAUUCUGCACCUUAGAAAAGACAAAAAAUCUAUACCCUGGUGGUAGGUGAAGAGAACCAUUUACCUAUAACUUGUCAUAACAUCACUCAUUCUCUCUUAUUCUCCAUGUGGCCAAGCAAGCAAGUUUACAGUGUUGUGAGUGUUAGAAGCAGUGAAGAUCAGACUUGGUUCAUAGUCUAGGAAGUGUGUCCAGGCAUGAAGUAAGGGAUAAUGCAUGUAGCGGAGAUUCUGAAGAGUAUGGGAAAGAGAUAUAUUGACAGUCUUGAGAUCUCUUCCUGGUGUGUUUUUAUAGUUGGAGGAGCAAAGGAUCACAUGUCUUGUUUUGCCCAAUGUGCUAGUGACCUCAUUACCAGAUCUCAUGUGUUCAUUGAUUACAUUUUGCUAUUGUUUCCUCAGUGCAAGAAAUUUGAAUAUGUGAAUCCCUGAAUGUAGCGAGAUUUGAAUUUAGCACUCUUUGUUUCUAGCACCAAGUGAAUGAAUUGAUUAGUGUUCCAGGUUCUGAUUCGCUGGGUGCCCAGUGUGAAGUAAUAAGACAUGCACCAAUUGUUUUGCGCAAUGUUAAGUUACUCGUACAAAUAUCUCUGUAGUUGAGUUUCCCAUAUUUUGUAUAUUUUUAAUGUCCUGAUAUAGUUGCAGUGGAAGGGUAACUAAUGUGUACUCCAGUGUGUUUUAGGUUUUACCUGUAGUCUUAAGAUACUCUGGUGUGAAAAUGUAUCAGUUAUCAUGUUUUAUAAGGAGAAUGUAUGCUAAGAGGGCUUGAGACUUGGAAAAGUCUAAAAAAGUUAAAGCAAGGAGAGAAAAUUUACUAAUAAUCUUGACUAUUAAUUAACAUUUACUAAAAUAUGGUUGCCAGUGUUAAGGUAGUACAAGUUUUAACUGUAACAUUAUAUUUUGCCUAUGCUAAUGAGCUACUAAUACAUUUUAAUUCACCGCGUCGUUACCGUUGGUUUCCGGCUUUUGAGACAACUAACUCUGUCCUGAAGACUCGUAGUUACGUUAGCAGUGUUCACGUUACAUGGAGUACAGUAUAUCCAACCAGUCCCUCCUGAUGUAUAUGUCACUUGAGUGCUGACGAGUUUGCCAAUAGUUAUGUUUCUUCAUGUGAUAUUUAACUCAUUGAUAUUAUAGAUUAAGAUGUUUUAGUGCUUUUAUGAUUGGUGGUUUAGUAAUGUUCACUCUUUUCACUAUAAUAUAUUUACUUAGUCUUGAAUCCUCUAAUCUGCUAAGGAUGAUUAAAUUGGUUGCUUUCCUUUCUUAACUUCUCUAAGGGUAAAUCCAUUUUUGAGAUUGUAAGCAGAUUAAAGGAUGUAAGAUUAGGAAUGCUGCAGUGGAAUUGAGUUAUAUUACUUCCCUAGCAUUCAUAACUGUACCUUUUUGAAUAUUGUCAUCUUCAUAAACAAACUACCUGUUGUUUUCAUACUUUUGUGAAAUUGAAACUUAAAAGAGAGAAAAACAGGAAAGAUGAGGUCAAUUUUAAACCACUUGUACCCUGGAAAAGUUAAAAAGUUUAGACAAAUUUAAAUAUUACCAGAAAUAUUUGUACGCUAGACAAAUAUCAGAUCAUUCACAACUUGAACAAGAUCAAAUCAAACAUACCAACUUGUCUGGAUAGUGACGAAGAACUGACCAGAAUAAAAAUGUUGAAAAAUAGCCAAAAAUGGAGAGUUAGGGAAUCGGAAGUUUGUGUGUGAGGAUGACGAUACAUUAACUUCUCAAGACUUCUCUCCACAAGCCGACAAGAAAAAAGGAAGGAAGAUCAAAACGCGACUAUGCAACCAACUUUUGUAUCGACUUGGGACAUCAUACAUACAUGCAAGAAUCCUGAUACUAAUGUCUGUUGUGUAUGUGAAGUAUUUGUUCGACGUCUGUUUCCAUUAAGGAGUGACUGUAUUUAUAUGUGUGGAGUAUUAACGCUUCUAUUUAUCGGCACUGAAAGGUUUUUUAUCUGUGUGUCUGUACGUGUGAGUGUCUGCGUCAGUGGAAGAAUAUAACUUGCUUGCUCAAAUAUAUGGAAUUGUUUUUUUGUGACAGGCUGAGAUUAUGAUAUUAGGUAAGUGUUGCUUAGUCCGGUGAAUUUAUAUACAUUCCAAGUUAAAUCUGUGGUCUGUGAUGCCACUUGUAAUAAAUUUUGUCUAAUCUGCUUGCUAAUGUUGAAACGAUAUGGAGUUUUAGACGUUACAAAUAGAGUAUUUAAUUUCUGUGGUGCAAGUUGAUGUGGGGGUUUAUAUCAUGGGAAACAUAAUAUAGUAGGUGUAAUGGUUGGAGUGUAAGUGUGGGUAUUAAGUGUUUAUCAGUGUGGGGGGGGUGAUAUGUUUGCAAUGGUCUAUAAUGCUUUGAAGUCUGCUUAGCCACUAGGCCUUGUGAGUUGAGGGGUCUAGGUGACAGCCCACAGACAGUAUUGCAAUGAAACAAAAGAACAAGCAUCAUUCCAUUUGAGUAUUGACGCUGAGCCAAAAACCAAGAUGCUCUUUUAUUAAUUGGCUUGUGUGUUGCCGUGAGGAAGUGAAAUCGGGUUUCUUAGUGUGCUACGUUUGUUUCCAGAUACUGUACUGCUCUGGGUCGUCAGCCGCUGUGCUUGAAUACCGCAAGCCUUACUGAAUGUAUCUAUGCAAUUUGAAUUUACAAGUGAUAAAUGAAUGUGAAGAACUUCUUAGUGCAAGUAUGUGUGUGUUUCAAGUAUGUAUGUUUGUGUGUGUGUUGGGUGUUUUCUCACCUGAUACUUGCCGGGCACUUACUGGUUGUCACUCUGCUGCUAGGAAGGUGCCUUUAGGGGCUGGCUUAAACUCAUCACCAGGUUGCUUGUUUUGAAGUAGCCCUGUUUGUGUUCUAGGGCUUUAAGCUGCCCUUUUGUUGCUGUUAUGUGUGAACGAGUCGAGGCAAUAUACCUUUGUGUUCAAGGUUCUUUGGUUCUUUCUAUGAGUGAAUGACUUGAGAAAUAGGCCUUUGUUAUCUUGGCUCUUAGAUCUAUUGUUCGUGUAUGAAUGAGUCAAGGAAUUAGAUUUUUUAGCGUUCAAGAUUCUUUAGUUUUCUCUGACGGAUUGAGUCAAGAUAAAAUUUUUCUUGUUCAUCAGUAAUUUCCAGAAGCAAAUGAGUGAAAGAAAUAGCCUUUUUGUAUUCCAGAUCUCUUUAAUCUUGUUUUUUGAGGAGUGAAUGAGUCAAGAUCCUGUUCUUCCCUUGGCUCAUGGUGGUUUGUGAGUGAAUGAAUCAAGGAAUCAGUUUUUGUGUGUGCAAGUUUUUUUUUUUUAUUCUGUUUCUUGAUUGAGUCAAGAUUCCAUUUCCCUUCAGUUCUUUUGUGUUCAAGGUAUUGUAUGAAUGAGAGUCAAUAUACUGUUGCCCUUCUGUCCUUUUUUGUCUUUUUUGUACGAAUGAAAGUCACAAUCCCAUUAUUUCCCUUCAUUCAUUGGUAACCUCCAGGGUGGCACCAGAGCCCGUCAGCUGGCCGUACUGACGACAAUGUUAGUGUUGGCGCUUGUUGCUGCCACUCCAAUGUUAGACUAUUUGUAGCUGGUGCUAGAAGAGGAGAAGGUUAGCUGUCCAGUAGAUGUAAUACCUUUUUUUUCCUUUUUUGUUCCAUUAAAACAAUAAAUACUCGUAGUGUA
Messenger RNA from Portunus trituberculatus (swimming crab), 10596 nucleotides. RefSeq names its product F-box/WD repeat-containing protein 7-like. Gene Ontology annotation, molecular function: protein binding. Bases 359 to 2017 code for a protein of 552 amino acids. The record is from RefSeq and is a predicted model, not a curated record. NCBI's taxonomy places the organism in Eukaryota, Metazoa, Arthropoda, Malacostraca, Decapoda, Portunidae. The transcript is spliced from 13 exons.